Phyllostomus hastatus (greater spear-nosed bat) is the source of this 12119-nucleotide messenger RNA. It is a transcript of the gene FER, whose product is annotated as FER tyrosine kinase. The transcript is spliced from 21 exons. The coding region runs from base 425 to 2893 and encodes 822 amino acids. The record is from RefSeq and is a predicted model, not a curated record. Gene Ontology annotation, biological process: peptidyl-tyrosine phosphorylation; cell adhesion; Fc-epsilon receptor signaling pathway. NCBI's taxonomy places the organism in Eukaryota, Metazoa, Chordata, Mammalia, Chiroptera, Phyllostomidae. Gene Ontology annotation, molecular function: ATP binding; non-membrane spanning protein tyrosine kinase activity.
GAAAUAUUUCCUGUUUUCUUCCAUGAAAGACGUUUGGUGAAGAUCUGUUUUUCUUCCGCACUGAUGUAUUUCACUAUGAAAAAUUUCAAGCAAUGCAGAAAACUCAAAUUAUUCAGUAACUACCCAACUACCUACACAGCAAUAAAUUUUAAGGAACAGAGAAACUGAAAUGGUCAAGUUGGAAAACCAGCAUAAAUACAUGUACCAGAAUAUUAAGCUCCUGUUUUCUGGCUAGACCUGUGAUCAUACCUGUGAGACUUCAUUGAAAAUUUUAUCAAGCGUCUUCCUCAUCCCUGGCAUAUAAUCCUUCAACAUGGACCUGCUGCUUUAGCUAAGAUAUGACCAGCAAUGAAUAGUAGGAAGAUAUGUGCUGAUUAGAAGGCUUACUUGUGCAGUGUGGAGAAUAAGACAGUGCCUUACAAAAAUGGGGUUUGGGAGUGACCUGAAGAAUUCACAUGAAGCUGUGUUAAAAUUGCAAGACUGGGAAUUACGGUUACUGGAAACAGUGAAGAAAUUUAUGGCCCUGAGGAUAAAAAGUGAUAAAGAAUAUGCAUCUACUUUACAGAACCUUUGUAAUCAAGUUGAUAAGGAAAGUACUAUCCAAGUGAAUUAUGUCAGCAAUGUAUCCAAGUCUUGGCUGCUUAUGAUUCAGCACACGGAACAACUGAGUAGGAUAAUGAAGACGCAUGCAGAGGACCUAAAUUCUGGGCCCUUACACAGGCUCACCAUGAUGAUCAAAGACAAGCAGCAGGUGAAGAAAAGUUAUAUAAGUGUUCAUCAGCAGAUAGAGGCAGAGAUGAUUAAGGUUACAAAGACAGAAUUAGAGAAAUUAAAAUCCACCUAUAGACAAUUAAUAAAAGAAAUGAAUUCUGCCAAAGAGAAAUAUAAAGAAGCUUUAGCUAAAGGGAAAGAAACUGAAAAGGCCAAGGAACGAUACGACAAAGCUACAAUGAAACUUCAUAUGUUGCAUAAUCAAUAUGUAUUGGCAUUGAAAGGGGCACAGCUUCAUCAGAGUCAGUAUUAUGACACCACACUUCCUCUGCUUCUGGACUCCCUACAAAAGAUGCAGGAAGAAAUGAUAAAAGCACUAAAAGGCAUAUUUGAUGAAUACAGCCAAAUAACUAGUCUUGUUACUGAGGAAAUAGUAAAUGUCCAUAAAGAGAUUCAAAUGUCGGUUGAGCAGAUAGACCCUAGCACAGAAUACAAUAAUUUUAUAGAUGUUCACAGAACUUCAGCUGCUAAAGAGCAAGAAAUUGAGUUUGAUACUUCCUUACUAGAAGAAAAUGAAAAUCUUCAGGCAAAUGAGAUUAUGUGGAAUAAUUUAACAGCAGAAAGUUUGCAAGUAAUGUUGAAAACUUUAGCAGAGGAACUUAUGCAGACACAGCAAAUGCUUUUGAACAAGGAAGAAGCUGUCCUGGAGCUAGAGAAAAGAAUUGAGGAAUCUUCUAAAACCUGUGAAAAGAAGUCUGAUAUUGUGCUUCUGAUAAGCCAAAAACAGACACUUGAAGAGCUGAAACAGUCAGUGCAGCAGCUGAGGUGCACCGAGGAAAAGUUUACAGCACAGAAAGAAUUACUAGAGCAAAAAGUGCAAGAAAAUGAUGGAAAAGAGCCACCUCCGGUAAUAAAUUAUGAAGAAGAUGCACGAUCAGUUACAUCUAUGGAAAGGAAGGAGAGGCUAUCCAAAUUUGAAUCUAUUCGUCAUUCAAUUGCUGGAAUGAUUAGGUCUCCAAAAUCUGCAUUGGGCUCUUCAGCAUUCUGUGAUACGAUCUCCAUAAGUGAGAAGCCCCUGGCGGAACAGGAAUGGUACCAUGGUGCAAUUCCCAGAAUAGAAGCACAGGAUCUGUUAAAACAACAAGGGGACUUCUUGGUGCGAGAGAGCCAUGGGAAACCUGGUGAAUAUGUCCUUUCUGUAUAUUCUGAUGGACAGAGGAGACACUUUAUCAUACAAUAUGUUGAUAAUUUGUAUCGAUUUGAAGGCACUGGUUUUUCAAACAUUCCUCAACUUAUAGAACAUCACUAUACAACAAAACAGGUCAUCACUAAGAAAUCAGGUGUAGUGCUGCUGAAUCCUAUUCCUAAGGAUAAGAAGUGGGUCCUCAAUCAUGAAGAUGUCACAUUGGGAGAAUUACUGGGCAAGGGAAAUUUUGGUGAAGUAUUUAAGGGCGUAUUAAAGGAUAAAACUGCUGUUGCUGUUAAAACAUGUAAAGAAGAUCUUCCUCAGGAACUGAAAAUAAAAUUUUUACAAGAAGCUAAAAUUCUCAAGCAAUAUGAUCAUCCCAACAUUGUCAAGCUUAUCGGAGUCUGCACGCAAAGACAGCCCAUCUACAUCAUUAUGGAACUGAUUCCAGGAGGUGAUUUCCUUUCCUAUCUAAGAAGAAAGAAAGAUGAAAUAAAAACCAAACAAUUGGUGAAAUUUGCAUUAGAUGCUGCCUCCGGUAUGUCAUAUCUUGAGAGUAAAAACUGUAUACACAGGGAUCUUGCUGCAAGAAACUGCCUGGUAGGUGAAAAUAAUGUUCUGAAAAUCAGUGACUUUGGAAUGUCUCGUCAAGAGGACGGUGGAGUGUAUUCAUCUUCUGGCUUAAAGCAGAUUCCCAUUAAAUGGACAGCACCAGAAGCUCUUAACUAUGGGAGAUACAGUUCGGAGAGUGACGUGUGGAGCUUCGGCAUCCUCCUCUGGGAGACCUUCAGUCUUGGGGUCUGCCCGUACCCUGGAAUGACGAAUCAGCAAGCGCGCGAGCAGGUGGAAAGAGGAUACCGGAUGUCAGCCCCUCAGCACUGUCCAGAGGAUAUCUUUAAACUUAUGAUGAAGUGCUGGGAUUAUAAACCUGAAAACCGCCCCAAAUUUAGUGACCUUCAGAAAGAGCUCACUGUCAUCAAGAAGAAGAUCACAUAGUGAUAGGACAGUGCCAAACGCAGCCUUUGGGACUCGCUCCUCCAGCAGAAUAAUAAUGUUCUUCACAUUAACAAUAAGUUUAUACCACGUUACCUGCAACAGUUUGAUAAGGUUAUGUUUUUUAUUAACUAUUUUUUAAAAAUACGUGCCACUUUUUUAAAAAAGGCAAAGGCAAAUGCAUUCAAGAAACAGUCCUACCAAGGGCUUUAUUAGCUCACCGCAGCAAUCCCAUUUCAGGCCACUGUAAAUAGAAAAAGCACAGGCUCUAAUGUGAGGGAGAACAGAUCUCUUUCUCCCACCACGAUCAUGAUGCUUCUCAAAGCUUCCCUACGUCAGCAGCACUGCUCCCAGCUGCUGUCCUGUGCCUCCCGCCCGACUCGGUGCUGUAGCUGCCUUGGCAAUGCUGUGUUUGCAGGACACCUUCCAGCCAGAACUGGCCCUCUGCUCUGCCAAGGCAAGUUUAUAUUUGUAAACCUCAUUUAUAUUGGGAAUUACUUGGCCCUCCUGGGGUUUUUCUUUUCUUUAUUGCCAGAAAUAAGUGCAGUGUAAGAAUCGUCACUCUCCUAUGUUAUUAGUGAGGUGUUCGUUUCCCUCCUCUGUUUAGGCAUCAAAAACCAGUGCAUGAGAUGCCUCAGAAGGCAGGAGGGGGGAAGGGAGAAAAGAGAAGCAAAGGAAAAUGUAAAAUGUCUUUGUAUCCAAGUUACGCCUUUACAAACACACACACACCCUUUUGAUUUUAUGGUUUGGCUUCACAAAGCAGGUUCUGUGACAUGUUUUUCAGGAGAUCACAGAAAAAGCUUUCUUAAUGGCAACACAAAUUUUUUUUUUGGAAAAACCACAAAGCUCAAGUCCAUAGAACCAACAGAAUACCUUUGGUGAACUACCUUCACCUCAGAGGGGCCAUCCCAGAAUGAACACCCUUCACUGGCACCAGUCUCCUGAGCUGUCAGAAUUCCACGAUCCUAGUUCAGAAACACGGGCACGUGUGCACGUAUACACACUACUGAGAAGCAAGGCAGGUGGGAAUGGAGUAGGUGGUUAAGACAACAAAUGGACACUGUGAGGAAAAAGCUAGGGGACAACUCUUGUGUUUCCACCUUCCCCCUUGUUACCCUUCCACUUCUACCAGGAAAUUCUCAUCCUCGGCUGACAGGUGUGCAAGCACUGUUCUGGAGAUGCUUUGUAUGAAUAUGCAACAGUCAGAUGUAGGAUUCUGUUGAGCUAAACCUUUGCUGCAUCCAGGGAGCUUACCACGUUUUCUGUAUAUAGUUGCCUCUCAGGAUAAAUGUGUGUGGAAGAGGUGGUCACGCUCAGGGGUAAAUGUGCCUUGGGAGCUUUUAAUAAGUGCUCAGGCGUGUGUCCAGAUAAAUAGCACCUUAGUGAUUAUUUGGUCUUUGUUUAUUGGAAGAGCUUAUGGGAUAGAAAAUUCCUCCUGCCCAAUCCAACUGUUUGCUGCCUGUGAAUAUCACUGCACAGAACUCCACUCAGCUCUCUGAAAAGUGGAAAGGAUAACACUGAACAGGAAAAUGCUUUGUGUCUAUCAUUUCAAUCUCCUUGAAAGUUUUGUAUGCAUUUAAUGAUUACUACAUUCAGACUAAAGUAAAUGCAUAAUAAACUUGCCCUCAAAAACAUAUUGCAAUAUUCAAAGCCAGCACUGUUUUCACUUCUGUCAAAUAUUGUAAAUAAAUGGAACUCUCUUUUGAUGGCAUACACUGUGGUGAAUCAGAGCAUAGGCUCAUGGAUUGAAAUUAGGUGCUGUGGUCUUCAGGCCCUUUCCACCCUUCAAAUGUAAGGAUAGGAUGGGGACAUUUCCACUCUGUCAGUAUUUCUAGGUGAACCUUUCCAUAAUAGCCUUUGUUUAUAGAAACCAGCUUCCCAUCACUUAGCAGCAUCAAUGCUAAGCUCUCAGCAAGGAGAGAAAAUGAUGGUUUGGGCUUUAAUUUUGUAAAUAAGACCUGAGGCUUAAUCUGUGCAUUCUGGUUUAAAGAAGGAACGUGGCAGUUCACUCAUCGCAGCUGUUAGAGUUUACAAUUCACAUCAUUACUCUGUGCUUAAAUUAAAGACACUUUUCAAAGCAUCAUGACAUAUGCAGCAUUUAAAUUCUAUUUUAUUCUUUGUCCCAAAGCAGGCAGUGGUAUAGUUCAGGAUUAGUAACUCACCAAGAGUCUUUCAGGAGUGUAUCAGUUGUAUAGAAUAUUAAAUUUAAUAUAGGCACAUGCAUCAAGAACUUAUGCAAACCACUUUUACUGCUAAUUUUCUUGCACUUAAAGCAUAAUUUAUUCAUCCUUUCUGUCACUGAUAAUUGUUGGAAUUAUGUACUUUAGGAAGCUAAUCCAUACCCAAAAAGCACACAAAUACUGUUCUGAAUUUGCAAGUCAAUGUAGGAAAAGAAGGCUUCAAGUUUGCACAAAAUCCUAUGACUUGUUUAGUAAGAAAACAGUUGUAACCAAAAUUGCCACUGGUCUGAAUGUAAUUAAGCCAGGUCACAAAUCUGUGUGUUGUUAAUGGAUUUUUUAAGAGUUACAUUUAUCACUCCCAGACAGUUCCCAUCACAACCCCUUAAAUUAUGAAUACGGCAGGGCAGGAGGCACUCAGGAGGCCUGGAUCUCUCCACCUUUAUCUCAAAUCACUAAAGAAGCUUUAUGAAAAAUAUUUAGCUAGCAUCAUUUUUCAAGGAAAGAAAUCUUAAAUCUUUUAAUGUCAAAUUAACAUUCAUUACCAACAUGCAAAACCUAAAAUUAAUUUUGCGUUUGAGUAAUCUGAGUUUACUUCCCAAAGCCAAUGCAUCCUUUCUCUUCCAAGAAAAUAAAGGAUUAACAAGUUUUUCCCAAACUUUCAAAAUCACAGUCUUUAUUUCAGCCCAUCCUGCCACUAGGUACCCAGUGAAAGGCCUCAUAUAAUCAUUUCUCUUUUCUUGCCCAAAUUUAAUGUAAGCAAUAAAGUUUUUCAUUCAUAAUUUACUGCCUUACCACAAAUACAAUAUUAUUUAAACAUCUUACAAGCAGAUGAGCAUAGACCAUGAGGCAAAUCAUAUUAGCUGUCGUUCAGUGCACAUUUUGCAAUGUUUUUUUUCAUUUGAGGGUUAUUUUAAGAAGAAAAAAUGUUUAGUCACUGAAAUAGAUUUAAUUUUCUUUAAAUCACAAUAUGGUCUUCUUAUCUAUGUAAUACUCGUGUUUCAGUAUCACCAUAUAGUUUAUAUCAAGUUUGGCUAAUGCCACUAAAAUAACCAUGGCUUCACCACACUGGUGUGAGAUUAUGUCAGGAAGAAAGUGUUUUAGUUACACAUUGCACACCAAGGACCUUGUAGUGGGAGAAACGUGAAAAUCAGAGUGCACCACCACCUGUCCAGACUGCGUGUUCCUGUCACUGGGAGAUCUCUCAGUUCCUCCACUUCAUAAUUCAUUUUUGCGAAGUGAGAUCAAUUGAAAUUUUCGGAAAAGAGGUUGUGUGCCUCAGCCCCUUUUAUCCCCACGUACUCUCUUGAUCACACCAUUGGUAUUUAAAAUGUUUUUUUAUCAACAAAAUUGAUUGUCCAUAACCACUGUCCUGAGUCAUGUAAAGACUGGCUUUUGUAUUUAGGAGGUCAGAGGUCUCACACAAAACAGAGGAUAUUGCAAAAUAAAAAGAGCAACAAAGGGGCAGAAAAUUGAAAGACACUUUUCUUUAUGUAUUAAUAUGUUCAUUAAAUAGAAAUAUUUUAUAUGAAAAUAAGUUUAUAUUACUUUUCCAUUAUAUUAUUAAGUUAGCAUAAAAGUUUACCAUUAAAAUAAAGUGUUACCUCUUUUAUUACUUUGAUUUGCUUAUACAUACCAGAAAUUUUAUUAAAUAUUUUAUUUUUCUGUUUUGAUGAGUUUCAUAUCAAGUCUGAAUAUUAUACAAGUUGGAAGAAUCCAGAAUUGUGUAUUCAUUUUUGCAAAACAAAAUACUCAUGUACCAAGAUUACCUACUUGAAAGAGAGAUUGGUACAGUCUUACAGUCCCAUGAAGUUCUCCUUUAAAAAAUCAUGCUAUGAUAUAAAAGAUAUAUAAGCUAUAUAUCUUAGUCAUAAUUCAAUUUAAGAAAAUAUUUAUUACCCAUUGAAAACCAUCCUAGUGCCUCAUGCUAAUUCAAAGAUUAAAUUCUGAAUUGUUAAGUAUAGACCCUAAGACUCACUUAGCUGCCUAAUAAGGACUGAGUUUCUUGGGUAGUAGAAAAAUCUGCUCUUCUGAAUUCCCAGUCACUUUAAACUGCAGAGGUGUAAUGAGCACAGGCUUCUGUGUAUCUGUUAACAAGGAGCUGAGGCAAGCAUGUGCAGAGGCAAAGAGAAGGAACCAAUUAUUCUAAGACAGGAUGAUGCAGCCACUGUGGAGAGUGUGGAAUAAUUAAAGAGGAACAAAGACUUGGACAGUGUCACUAGAAAGCUUAAGGAAAUCAAUGCCACCGAGCCAGAUCCUUUCCUAUAGAAAAUUAAAAAGAUAACGGAGCCAAAAGAAACCGUAGAAGUCACCUACCAGUGUGUGGGGGAAGAGCAAACACCUCUCCCCCUUACAUCGAGAGCAGCUUAUAUCCCUAGCUCAGAGAUGGUGCUGCGCCAAGCGACAUUUAUACUCAUUGUCUUAGCAAUUAAAGGAUUGGCUCAUAUGUCUUCAAAAUUUUAGAGACUAUUCAAAGUCUCUUUACAUUUGCAUUAGCUAUAUUUAAUUUUUCUUGAACUAUAAUCACUGCUUCUUCAUACCUUACUGGAAAUCUUUGGUUGCUAUAGGACUUAACCUAGGCUAGUCUCCUAAAAGAAAGCAUGCUUAUUUCAGCCCUACUUCACCUUUUGACUAAUGUUAACUAAUUGGCGCCUAGACUUACCAUAUUUUGCCAUGUAUCAUGUGCCCUUUUUGCCCAAAUUUUUGAGGGAAAAAUGAGGAUGCACAUUAUACAUGGGUAGUACUAAUUCCAUAUCUGUAAAUUUUUUAAUUACUUUAUGGUUAUGUAUUAAGUGUAAUUGUAGAAAGCAAUAACAGUAUAUGUUCAAAACUAAAUGCUAAAAUUCCUCUAUAAUAUAAAAAACAAGAAUCUAAAUAUUAAAAAAAAUGGAAAUUGAAUUAAAAAUUAAAAUGAAAGACUUUUGUCCCCUGGAAGUUUGGGCCAAAAACUUGAGUGCGCAUUAUACACGGAAAAAUACGGUACCCUCAGAAGGCCCUUAACUGUGAUGACCUCUGAGAAAACACGGAAUUAAGCAGGGAAGAAAGAAAAUACCAAUUCAAUAGCAAUGAGCCAUGACUUUACACUGGUAACAUUGAAGGGAAUGGAAUCUUAGAAACAUCCUAGGCCAGUCCUAGUGCAGCACCACGGAUGAUAGACACAGGCACAGAGAAUGAGACAUCCAAACAGGAAGAUGAAGGACAUGAAGGGAAAUGACAAAGUACCAGCCCAAAGUGACUCAAAAGCUAACGUCCCAGCAAAUAAAUGCAGUGUUAAUAAAGGAAAGCUAAUCCUCAAAAGAGAGUUUUUGAGGCACUUCCUGCUGCCUGUUAUUUAAUGUUACAUGCUUCUCAAGUCUCUACAACAUUUCUUAAAGAGCACUGAAUUGGAUAUUGAUUUGAUUUUGUUUAUGAUCCCCAUAAUCUCAGGAGGUAGCUGCUGUUGAAUAAGAAUUGCCCUCACUCGAUUUUCUGGUAAGGCCGCAGACACAGCAGAGGUUCAGCCCACUCCCUAAGCCUUGGGAAGCUCAGUGACAUCACACAUGUGCCUGGGGUAGCCAGCGUUGGAGGACGUGCGCUGUGGAAGCUCCUACUUUUUAUUUUAUUAAAGGAAAAAUGUCUUGCAGGUGUCUAAUGCUUGCAACAUGAAGGCAGACUUAGCUUCCCUCCUUGCUAGCAAACUAGCCAAGAGCCCCAAUAGAAGAAUAUUUAGGACUCACUCUAAAAAGAUUUGAACCUAGAAUUUCUAAACUAUCUUCCCAAACAUCACCAUGAGGCCAGCAGAUGUGACUGUCGUACAAAGUAAUAGAAUAUUGUAAGUGAUAGUAACAACCCUGGUAGCAGAAUUUCGUAAUGUGUUUUUCCUCAGCUUUAUCCAUUUACAAGCUUUUCUUAAACUUCUGCCACGUCCAGGUGCAAGGAACCAUGCUGGGUGCUAGUUUUUCUAGGGUGGUUGUUUUUUGGGUUUUUAUUUAUUUUUAUUAUUGUUAUUAUUAUUUUUUUACUUCUGGUUAGUAUUUUCUCUUCCCAUACACAGUUUCUUAAUCCUUACUUUACCAAAACAGGAAAGUCUUUUAUGAUCAGCUUUUAUCAGACAGCAUCAUCAUAGGCUUAGACCAAAGAGUUUCUCUGCAGGUGCUUAGGAGGCCCCUGCCUCAGAGGGAACUAACUCCCAGGCAUCCCUUCACCAGGCCAACUGUGCACCUGAGUAACGUGAGAGGCCCCAUAGCAGGUGCAGCUUAGAAUACAAAGAAAGACUAGUUGCAGUCCUUGUCAUGGAGACAGAGGAUUAUGUGGCAGAUGUAUAUGACAAGUGACACUAUCCACAGAAGAAGGAGGUCUUCCCAGGAUGACAAGCUCUUGGUGAGUGGGUGUGUUCCGGGAAGCAGCCUAUUGACUUGGCUUGACUAAGCUCAUUAGGUGACCUACCUCCAAAGAAAUGUUAAAACACUAACAAUGAGUUCUAUAUCUUAAACCCCUCAACAUACUUGGUUUUUCCAUUCCACUUCUAUGCCAUUAUUUCUUGUUACUUCCUUCACACUCUCAUCAGUAAAUAUCUAAAAGUAGUAUCUCAAUUGUGCCAUGUUCAGUUUUCCCAUAGCUUCAGAAAAGAGGGUAGCAAAUAUGAAGCCUUAAAUUCAAAAUAAGCCAGUCAACCUAGAUAAACAGACCCGAAGCACUGUUGUGUUAAGGCAUUAGCUCUGCUCUACCAGUUCCCCAAAGCAGUAAGUACCCGGCCUAAAAAGGGCGCGAGCCUGCAAGCAUCACACCCUGCUUCUAUUUGCCAAGAACACCUUUAGUAUCAGAAUAAGCACAUUCUAGAUUCGAUCCACAGCAGAUGCUAAAAUGACCUGCUAAAGCACCAGAUAGCCACCCCCAAAGCAAGCAGGAGGAGCGCACUCCUGUGUGCUCGGUGCCAACAGCAACACAGAACUCACGUCUGCGCAGUUCGUCUGAUCACACAAGAUCACACCUUAUUCUGAAAGCAUAGGAAAGAUGUCAGCAGGAAAUGUCAACAUUCUGAGUAACACAGGGUAGGUGGAAGGUGGCCAUAAAAUGACAUCCCAAUUCCCGCACUGGAGCAGCAAAACCCUGAGAAUGAAAAAUGAGGUUGUGUACGACUCCAAACCCUCAUUAUUAUUUUUUCAUGUAGCUCUUGUCAAAUAACAUGACCUUGGGGUCUUCUUUUGAGUUGCACAAUCUUUAUGAAACAAUAAAUUAAAUCCUCCCCCCACAGUGGGCACCUACAUUUCUAAGUGCCCUGCAUUCAGACCCUUCGGGGCUGAGAGGAAGUCUGAAGCGUUCCUGAUUUCCCAGGCAGAAGGACUGUCUGGCAGCCUUUCCCAGUGCACUCAACCAGUGUGUUUGCUAAUUCUCAAACAUGGAUGAGGGAAAGAAAAAUACCCUAUGUUGUAGAAGUUUUCUUUCACAAAUAAUUUGACUUGGUAGAAAUAAACUCGCCUGCCUGCUCUUGAGUAAUGCCAGGCUGCUGUAGGCAAAUGCAGGGGACAUGGCGCCAGGAGCCUUGCUCGCUUUGAAUGCUUCUCCUCACCCAAGUGCAGCAGUUCUUACAUUCAGACUGCAGGGUGGCAUGGCGGCACGGUGCCUGCCGUCUGAACUGUGUUGCUUCAGCUGCAAGUGGAAGGCCAAUUCCCACAGAAGUGAACUUAUUUACCAUAAUUCUUCCUCCCACUGGCCAUGUACAGAAAAUAAUACAGUUAAAUAGAAUUCACUGUUUUUAGAUUUAAUGUCAAAGAGAUUGGUUCUACAAAGUUCACCAGAUACCUCAGGUCAGAAUCAAAGAUAAAAAGGAAUUGGUAGAAAGGGGUCUUGGUUAUCCCAAAUCAUGACCAAAGUAGCCAAAGGCAUAAAACUCCCUUUCACUGGCUGAGCAUCUCCCCUCGCUCUGUGGGAUGCCAGUUACCCAAUACCAUGCCUGACAGACUCAGACAUGUACCACGGACCAAAACAGGAGCCCCAGCCACACACGGGCCACUUCUGUUCAUCGUUUUCCUUCACAAAGCAUUGAGAUUUCUCACUGAAACAACUUUAUGAAUCAAACAUCUAGAAACCUUAUGUUUAAUUUUUGUUUAAAUUGGAUAGCCUAAAUAAGCAACAUGAGUGUAGUGGGGUUGGUAGUGGUAUGAAUUCUGCUGACUUCAUCUUCUGGUUUUCUUUGUGUUUUCCUUGGUCUGGUCUGAUGAGUGCCCUAAAAGACUGGAACUUUCUGAAGUCAUAGCCAUAUAACCACAUAGGGUUAGGAAAAGCCUGGUAGAUGCAGGAGAAUAAAAUAAAGUCAUCCGAGUUCCAAGAGCAGCACUGACUUCUGCAGGAACCUAAGUAAGCUGAAAGCAAAGAUAAAAUGUAUAGAUGAUGGCUGGGCCAUUUACGGGGCAGUCCACUGGCACAGGCCACUUUCCUGGCACAAGCCCACAGUGGGUGGUUGCAGAAAUGUCACCCUCCGGUUGCUUCCUCUGCCCUUCAUUAGACGCGGAGUUUGGGAUGUUGGGGUGGGUGCAGAUGUUCUGUCUGCAAGCAUCAUUUUGGGCAAAGCACUCCAGUGGUUUACACAAUUUCCUUUUAGUGCCAAUAUUGUCAGGUUAAAGCACCUUUAGUCAUUUUUGUUACUGUUUUAAAAUAAUAUAUUUGUGAAGUGGAUAAAAGAAACACUGGAAAUAGGGUGCUUCUUAUAAAAAGUUCAAGUGUAAAACAUACAAACAAGGCCUUUGGUGAGUUUAUCUGGCUUUGUAAGCAAGUCUCAAAAUGAAUGAGAGCGAAAUAUAUAAAGCAGUUAGUUGUCUGCCUUUUACCAUUUUUAACUCAGAUCUGUAUUUAACACUUAUUUAUUUGUUAGUUUUUACAUUCAAAGGAAAUACAUUUUGAACUUUGGCUAACAUUGUAGGAUGUUUUAAAAUUGUCUUCUACUUUUUUAAAACAUGAUUAUCAUCAUUUUUGUAAACUUAGAUCAUUUUUUGAAUAUCCUCUUUUUCUUUUCCAAUGGACCAAUUACCACUUAUAGUUCUGCGGAAACUUUUUUUAUUGUAUUCUUAUAAUAA